CUUUGGAGGAGACUUCGACUUUUGAAUGUCACUUCGCAUGUUCAUGGAUCCCAAUGCAAUAGCAGCAAUCGGAGAGUCGUCGCUGAAGCUCAGGGCGGCGGCCGUGGCCUUUAUGCCCAUCACCGCAGUAGCGCUGUCGUUGCGCUUGUUAUGUUUCUAGUAUUUUGUGGAUUCGCCAUCCAGUUGAUCAAUCUUGAGCAUGACCCGGCCACGUUAGUAGCCAUAUCUGGAGGCAUCAGAACAGCAUUAGCAGCCAUUGAGAAGAUCUAUACGGUAAGUUGGCAUGCUAUCAACAAAACCGUCAGCUGC
Aureobasidium vineae is the source of this 309-nucleotide messenger RNA. The record is from the annotation of a GenBank genome assembly. NCBI's taxonomy places the organism in Eukaryota, Fungi, Ascomycota, Dothideomycetes, Dothideales, Saccotheciaceae.